Microthlaspi erraticum is the source of this 435-nucleotide messenger RNA. Lineage: Eukaryota; Viridiplantae; Streptophyta; Magnoliopsida; Brassicales; Brassicaceae. The record is from the annotation of a GenBank genome assembly.
AUGUCGUCUCAAGAAACCAAACAAGACCAAAGAGAAGGAGCUGAGAUCUGCAAUGGCGCCGGAUCAAUCUGCAAGCAAAAAGCCGACGAGAUCUUGUCCACCAUGAACCUACCCAAAGGACUUCUUCCUCUAGACACCAUGACCGAGAUUGGUUACAACAAAACCACCGGUUACAUCUGGAUCAAGAUGAAGAACAAGGUUCAGCACAAGUUUAAAGCCAUCGGGAAAAACGUGUCGUACGAUUCUGAGGUCACUGCGUUCAUUGAGAACCGUCGGAUGCGUCGUGUCACUGGAAUCAAGAGCAAAGAGCUUCUGAUCUGGCUAACCAUCUCUGAGAUUUAUGUUAAUGAUGAAGACACGAAGAAAAUCACUUUUGCUGGUCCGACGGGAAUGUCACGUUCUUUUCCCGUCACAGCUUUCGAGGACGAGAAAUGA